Cyphellophora europaea CBS 101466 is the source of this 4026-nucleotide messenger RNA. RefSeq lists its product as uncharacterized. The transcript has 2 exons. Gene Ontology annotation, cellular component: trans-Golgi network. The record is from RefSeq and is a predicted model, not a curated record. Lineage: Eukaryota; Fungi; Ascomycota; Eurotiomycetes; Chaetothyriales; Cyphellophoraceae. Bases 1 to 4026 code for a protein of 1341 amino acids.
AUGGGUUACGAUCCUUACUGGCCAACAUGCUUGGCUUCCGUCAACGUCCUCUGUGUGCCAGCUGUUACCACUACGCCCUCGAGAUUUGAUGAAAUCUUCAGAGCCCUGAGCUCCGUCAAUCAUGUUGACUUGGAGGACCUAGCAGAUGGAGAGGACUUGGGCAACGACCUCAUCAACGCUUCCGAUUUUCGCAGAGGAGUGGCAUUCCUCGACUACUCAAAGGAAAGCGGCAGUGCGCGUGUAGAACGCUUUCCCAUGGAACCCAAUGCUGUGCCGCAGGUUGUCCUUGGCAUCUACGAUGCCACCCAUAGCAGCGACGCGGUAGCCACCGAUGACGAGACCAAAGGCGCCGAGGCUGAUGACUUGAUGAGCCUCAGCCAGCGCCUCGAAGCGACUUUCUCAAAAAGCCGAGGCGACCGGCUCUGCAUCUUGUUAGCGAUCGGACAAGAAACGACUAGUGCAGGUGCGGUAAUCGCCUCUCCCAGUCUUGACCAAGCACCGAUUUACAACGCUGUGAAGCUUGUCUAUAAGUCUCUGGUCACGCACCUGUGUGCCGUGACGGAGUCUCUUACCAACUUGGAGUUUUUGAAUCCGUCCCUGCCUGCACCCUCAAACUCGCAACCUGAGCAGCAUAUCAAUGGCAGCCCCAGCCCGCUCCAAGCGGACCAACAUCCACCUGAAAAUUCGUCACAGGAAGUGCGCAAAGGCCGAUAUACCUUCGUGAUUGGUCUGCUGAAUUUGUAUGCUGGCGCAUGGCCUGACGCGAUGCGGCGCCUAGCUGAGGGAGCGAUGCUGGGUCGCGAGAACGGCGACUCUCUUUGGCAGGCUCGGGCGCUUGAGUGUCUUCUAGUAUGCAUGCUGCUUCUCGCAUGGCGUGGAAUCGAUUUCGAUGUUCCCGAAGUUUGCGAGCAGGCUUACAAUGCCUCUCAGAUGAUGUCUAGAUCCUCAAUGUUUGCAAGACCAGCGAGCAUCGCACUCCCUUCGCAAGCUAAAUCCGAGGCUGAUUUAGCGCCCAUUCAGAAGUGGUCGAAGUACAGUCCGGUCGUCGCACAGGCAAUCCUGAGCGUCUACAGUAGCCUUGCUUCAACUAUGGGUCAACAACUACCCCCCACACUUGUCACCGAGUCCCGUAUAAGAGUUAUUAAUCUACUCAUCUUCUCCUCUAAUGAGGUGACAUCUUCGCAGCGUCAGGCCCUCGACCUCUUCAUUCUCCGCCGAGAGCACCCGGCUUCGUCUAUCAAAUCGAGCACGUACGCCUCAACAACUUCUAUCGGCGCAAACAUUCCCACCUUGUUGCUUGAAAGCCUGCCGUCCUCCAAUGAUGGACUGGCCGACCCAGACCACGUCGCAGCAACUAUAGCGAUCGUCAGCGCUCUUUCAUCAUUGGGCUCGCUACGUAGACAUGCCUUCACACUACGAAACUUGCUGCAGCGUCUUGCGCCCACCUUGAUGCGAGCAAGGAAAGUGGGUGCUUCAGAGGCAGGCGUCCACCCAGAGUCAGCCUUUGCUGUGACAAGCAACACCCGGCAGACGUCGCCAGGAGAACCUCGCACUGGUCUACGCCCUCUGCUUCAGGCCACAACAUCUGCGUACGGCAUCGCGGUACCGGAAUCUGUGUCAAGCCAGGCCGACGAGGUUCUGAGCAAAAGCCGAGUGACAGAGAAUCUCUCAUCAUGGUGCCAGCACCACUUUGACGGAGAUAUCCUCCUUAAAAUCGAUGUGCUGUUGCAAUGCAUCUCGGUCUGCGACGCCUUACCAGAUCCCUCUCAGGGUUUGUUGUUCACAUCCACAUUGCUUCGACUCUCAAUACAGAGCGUGACGAUUUCGACCGUGGCACCCAAUUCUCCCCCCCAUAUUCCCGCCAAGGAACAGAGUCGAUUGCUAGAAUUCAUCAAGCGGACCGCCGAUCCUGGACGAACGGAUGCCAAUAUGCUACGUGCCCCGUACUGGGAUGACUUCCUUGUACGCGAUGUUCAGGUGUUUCAGCCGCCUGGCGGAUCCACGCUGAACUCGCAUGCACCUAGCGAAUUGUCUUUGGCUGAUGAUCAGUCUAGCAGCAGCGUCAGAGAUCCCUUCAUCUUCAACCCCUUUGCGAGAAACACGACUAUACAGGCCGCGCCAGUCGUUGUAGCAGGCGAAAUAAUUGUAUUCACGGUGUUACUCCAGAAUCCCCUUGAGGCUGAAGUCGACAUCACCGAUAUUGCUCUAGCAGCAGAAGGAUGCGACUUUGAGCCAGGUCAUCAUAGCCUAGUGCUGGGCCCUUCCUGUGCCCAGCACUUCACAUUAACCGGCAAAGGACUGAAGAGCGGUUUCAUCAAGAUCAUCGGCUGCACUGCCACGGUGGCAGGCUGUCAUUCGCAGACGUUCCCAAUAUUCAAGUCGGAGUGGCGAACGCCGCUGAGGGUGAAGCAGACAGUCUCGAACAGCGGACGGCGAGAAAUACCUCGACUCUUCUCAGACACUGAGCUCAAUGCUCCCGAGGCACAUACACUUUCCCUUACUGUGAUUGAUCCUCAGCCACGACUCGAAGUGCUUUCUUCUAGCCUUACACAACCUUCACUGAUGCUGCUUGAGGGCGAGAGAAGGACAUUUGAGUUGAAGUUGAAGAAUGCUUCCGCAGAUGUGGCAUCAGACUUCCUACUACUAUCUUCUAACGACAGUGUAUCCAAGGGGUUACGAGAAACCUUGAAUCGGAAAGACCUACUACCAGUUGAUACAUAUGAGGUUCAACAUCAAUUAAAAUACCGACCAGUAGUGCAGGUCUCCGAUGCACAUCUUGCGGGUCAGCCAAGCACUGGUCCGCAGCAAGUUAAGUCCUUUGCGUUCAGCAUUUGGGGCAGACCUGGGCUUUCAGAUGCUUCGAUACACAUCGACUUCGCGCAUUUAGGCAGACCACACUCAGAGAUUCGCCAAACAUUCUACACCCGGCAAGCUCGCUUCCCUCUAUCUCUGACCGUCAACGGCAGUAUUGACAUUGUACGUUGCAAUGUGUUGUCGGUUCAGGGCAGCUCGCCUUCGACGACUCUUUUCCGUGACAAAAAUGACCUCCAUACAGAGUCUACGGGCACAUCCAACGGCGUCCAUGAUACGGUCCGGCGAUGUUCGAAUGGUGUUUGCAUGCUGACGCUCGACCUUCGCAACGUGUGGCCCGAACCGCUAGCAGUUGAGCUGAAGUCCAACCUGGCCAAUGCGCCCGUGACCGCCAACGGAACACGCACUGAAGACGAUGGUUCAUAUAUCGUCAGUGAGACCAUCCAGCCGGGCCACAUCAAUCGAGUUGUGCUGAUCGUGCCGCGACUCUUCAUCCGAAACCCAUUUGCACCCAUUCCCAAUUUGGAUACGAAACGCCAAUUCGUGGUCAGCGCGUCGAAAAUGAGCCUCGAAGCCGAAGCUGCUACUCGGGAGAAUUUUUGGUACAGAGAGGAAUUGCUGAAGCACUUGACGGGGACAUGGAAAGAGGUUAAAACAGGACGGAGCGGCGAAAUUGAUCUCAGGAAGGGCAUUCGUCUGAAUCUCAACGCUCGGAUGAUCGAUGUUCUGCGUGUUGAUCAUGUUGACCUGAGCUACUCGCUUGCUCCAAAGAGCUCAUCGGCCGAAACGUCUCCAGUGAAAGAGCUCGAAGACAGCCACUACACGCUGCGUACCGAGUCUUUCGCCAUCCUCCGUGUCCACGUCCGCAAUCGGUCGGAUGACAAGCUGGCGUUGCUGCUUCGCCUCCAGCCUUCCCUCCGAGACCAGCCACACAACGUAGCACUAGAUCUCUCUCGCCGUCUCGCGUGGUCCGGGGUUCUCCAACAAGUCUUGCAUCCACCUCUCGAGGCUGGAGAUGAACGCACGGUGGAGCUCGGGCUGGUCGCCUUUGCUGAAGGACUCUACGACAUCAAUGCCACAGUCGAAGAAGUCAAACCUCGCCGCAAGACCAUGGCAGAUCCCUCAGACGGCCUAGGCCUUGAUGGGCACCGCCGAUUGUGGCACGCUCGGUCUCCCUGUCAGAUCGACGCUGCUGAUGCACCAGCAUCCACCUAG